UCACAUUCCAGUGACGGCCACGAAGCUCAUCAUGAUGCAGGCCACCAUGGAGGUUCCAACCAUGGAGAGCAUCAUGGUGCCCAUCACGAGGGAGACCAUCACGCGGCUCACAAUGGCGCGGGCCAUGAAGGUGGAGCCCAUCAUGGCGCUCAUCAUGAGGAAGACCACCAUGGAAGUCACCAUGCCGGUCACCAUGGAGAUCAUGGUGUGGGUGGGCCUGACGAGAGCAGCCCUAGUCUGCAGCAGCCACCAGAAGGAAGCCUGGGCCUGGAGGACAGCCUCUUCGCAGUGGACCAGAGAACCAGAUCCUUCGUCGAUAACAACAAUCGUCUCGCACUGUCCAUGUACCGCAACCUGGCGCCCGGCUAUCGCAAGCAGAACAUGGUCAUGUCGCCGCUAGGUGUCACCAGCAGCAUGGCGAUGCUGUUCCUGGGCUCCCGUGGCGACACGGCGGAUGAGCUGGACGCCCUCCUGAACCUGGACUCGAUGAUCGACUUCAACCCACAUGUCGGGUUCUUCAAAUUCCUGCGGUAUAUGAACCAGAAGGGACGACACAAGACUGCGGUUUGCAAUAUCCUCUUCAAGCAGGCGGACAAAGGCGAAAUGUUCAGCGGGUACCACUCUUUAAUACACCGGUUCUACCGUCCUACAAUCAAAUCACACGCGGACCUGACGGCACCGAACACCAUCCAAGAGAGCAUCAACGGCUGCAUGGCCGAGGCGAGCGACGGCGACCUCGGCAGUUUCAUCGGUGACUCGGAGACGGUGCCGGCCGUCGACCCGUCGCUGGUCACCGCCUCCGCCACUUUCUUCAACGGCACGCUGUCGCCGGCGCUGGACGUGCAGCCGGUCGACGUGUCGUUCCUGCGCUUCCCGUCCGCGCUGCGGCACUUCUCAGGCGUCAACGGCAUCCGGGACCUGACGCUGGGCGGCCUGCUGCAGCUGACCGAGUUCCACCUGGGCGAUGGUAGUGUCCUGCACCAGUACGAGCGGGCCUUCCUGUACGCGGUGCGGCACGACCCGACCGGCGCUAUCCUGUUGAUGGGUCGCUACCUGGACCCGCACAGCUUCGUAUGA
Molecule: messenger RNA, 1077 nt
Organism: Pollicipes pollicipes
Lineage: Eukaryota; Metazoa; Arthropoda; Thecostraca; Pollicipedomorpha; Pollicipedidae
Product: serpin B6
Exons: 6
Coding region: 343-1077 (244 amino acids)
Molecular function (GO): serine-type endopeptidase inhibitor activity
Source: RefSeq, a predicted model, not a curated record